Theileria equi strain WA is the source of this 806-nucleotide messenger RNA. Its product is annotated as eukaryotic translation initiation factor 3 subunit, putative. Bases 60 to 806 code for a protein of 248 amino acids. Gene Ontology annotation, biological process: regulation of translational initiation. Lineage: Eukaryota; Apicomplexa; Aconoidasida; Piroplasmida; Theileriidae. The record is from RefSeq and is a predicted model, not a curated record. Gene Ontology annotation, molecular function: translation initiation factor activity; ribosome binding. The transcript has a single exon. Gene Ontology annotation, cellular component: cytoplasm; eukaryotic translation initiation factor 3 complex.
AUAACAAACUAUACCUUUACAUACAACAACCAGUUAUUUAUAGUUUUAGUUCAUUUAUAAUGAGUGGUGAAGUAGAAUCUGAUAUCGCAGCUGAGGCCAGAUUUAAGUCGGAAUCACUCCUAGACUCACCUGCUACUCAGUUCCAGGUUUCUACACUAGAGGCUCUCAUAGACUUCCUUAACAUUCAACUAUCUGAUGCAAAUGUUUACAGUCUAAACAACAACGUAGGAAUACUCAAGAUAUACUCACUCUACCCGAGGGUUACUGAUACACUCGUAAUACAAAAGAUUUUAAUCAAAUGUCUUAUGCAGUUACCUGCUCCAGACUUUACUGUUUGCUUGGCUCAGGUGCCUCUUCAUGUACAAAGUCAUGAACAUGUUCACAAAAUCUCGAACCUACAUUCUCUGCUGCAAAGCUGUCUCUUUCGCAGUUUUUGGGAUAAUGCAAAGGCUCAAUUAGACUCUAAGCCUGACAUGACGAUUUUGGACGUUCCUGGGCUUCGUGACUCUGUUAGAAGAUUUAUUCUCGAUAUAUUGCCGUUAGUGUAUCAGCAAAUUUCAGUUCCAGAAAUGCGCAUGUUGCUUGAUUUCGACUCCAACUCUGAGGAAUUUGAAAGUCUUUUAUCAUUCUGCGGAUGGAACUUGGAUCAAUCUUACGAUAGGAACAAUAAUGAAGCGGGAUCUUGCUAUUCUGUGUCUCGCGAUGAUGUCUCUAAAUUUCAAAAGGGUUCUUCCCAACCAAAGGUUUUAGAAAAAUACCUUCGCCCAGAAGCCAUGCACUAUUAUCUGUCAACUUUACAUAAUUAG